Messenger RNA from Durusdinium trenchii, 2523 nucleotides. Lineage: Eukaryota; Dinophyceae; Suessiales; Symbiodiniaceae. The record is from the annotation of a GenBank genome assembly.
AUGAUUUACAAGAUCUUCUAUGUUGAGAUCGAGCAUCCAUUCCUUCGCCGUUUUGUACAGCUGCUUCAUUUCGUCCUGGCUGCACCCUGGUUCAUUGUUUGGUGGGGCUGGGAGCGAUACUUUGAGAUGGUCCGCUUCUUCGUGGUUUCCGCCCAUACCUUUGAACUGGACUACAAGGCCAUCCUGACUCCUUUGCAGAUCAAGGGAGUUGUGCACGUGGGAGCGAAUGUGGGUCAAGAGGCAGCGGUCUACGAUGAGCUGGGCGUGCCGAAAGUCCUCUGGAUUGAAGCACAGGAGGACUGCCGAGGGGCCCUGGAGGGAGCACUCAAAAAGCACCAUCGUGAUGAGGAUGUGGUGGCCAUCACAGCAGUAUCUGGCGAGGAAGGCUCUGCCACCCUCUUCCAGAUGGACAACUCCAUCUCGAGCUCCUUGAAGCCAUUGGGCUCUGGUCACAAGCAUUUCUUCCCAUUCAUUCAGCAGGCGAAGACACAGCAACUGCAGACAGAGACUCUGGAUGGUUUGUUGAAGCGCUUGUCCUUGAACCCCCGCGAGUUCGACUUCAUGUAUUUGGAUGUGCAGGGCAGUGAGCUGGAUGUGCUAAAGGGAAGCACAACACAAGUGCUUCCACAUAUUCGCUACCUCGUCACAGAAGUUUCAGCAGAGGAGCAUUACAAGGGAGGCCGAGAGGUGGCGAAAGUCACCAACGGCUUCAUGGAUGAGAUUGGCAUCAAAUGUGAGCCUUUAGCAAUGGCCCAAGAAGCAGACGGAGAGAAGCUGGGCGAAAGAAGUGGCUCCUCCGUCCUGAUUGAGAUGAAAAGGGGCGAGCUGAGCAUCAGCGUUGAAAGGAAAGACAUGCUGAGUCCACCAUCCACCAAGGUGCGAACUAGUCUCAAGACCAGCAUCCAUCGAGUUCCUCCCGAGAAGGAUCGAGUUCGCCCCGAGAAGCAGUUCAGUGGUUCGAUCGGUUCGGACAUGCAGUUACCUGCAACCCGAAGUAGUUCAGGACCAAAUCUGCGGAACCUCUCAGGGCCUCUCACGCCCGCUGGUCGCAGCACCAGUCUGCGUGUUCCUGCUGGCACUCCUGCGAAUGCACCAUCGACUCCGCUGACACUGCCUGAAGGUGCAUUGGCCACCUCCAAUGGUGCACCAGUGACCGCAUCGCCAACGUCACAGUCUGGCCGUGCGUUUACACCUGUGACACCAAAUGCUCGUGCACAGAUGGUGGCUUCGCUGCAGAACGGGUCUCUUCCUUUUGGCAGUGAAGAGCUCACCUUUGGCGUGUGGCGUCGAGAUGUUGCAGAUCUGCACAUGCUAUUUCAGGAGAAAAAUGUGGAGGAGGAGACAGUCAGGAAUCUGGGUGAGCCCGUGUUUUCGAGCGUGUCUUUCUUGCUCCCAACAGCUUCAGCCACAGAGGAGGACUCUACUGCAUGCUGCAAAGGCAUAGCGCAUUAUCGACCCCAGACCUACGACUGGCUGACAGGGCGGAUGUCUACAUCUAGAAAGCACGUCCUCGUGUUCUUCUUCAUGGUUCUUGAGGGCAUACGCCUAAUUUUGGCGAAGCGUGCUUUCAUUCCAGGCAUCAACAUGCUAUCUAUCCUGGUAGUUGAAAAUCUAUCUUCCUUCGUUUUGGCCUGCGUCAUUACGCUCAUCAUGGAGGGCUCUGGGAUCAUUAAGGAAAUGCUGUCCUGGAGUCAGCUCUGGCGCUUCAUGAUCUCCGCGUUGAUGUUCACAGCAGGCUCUGGCUUGGUUUUGGCUGCCUACUGCGUCGGCACCAGCCCAGUCGAGGUUGUGACCUUCGGAUAUAGCUACAUGCCCAUCUGCGCUGUGCUGAGCUACUUUGCUUUCAACAGGCGGUAUGGACGUUUGGAGUGGCUAUCAGUGGGUAUGCUUACCUUGGGUGUCUUGGCUUUUGUCCUGCUUAGAGAAGAGUCUCGAGAAGGGAAAGAGCUAAAGUUUCAGAUGAAGGGCUUGUUGCUCGUGGUGGCAUCAGUCGUUUGCAGUGCUACGGGCUCCAUUUUAGCAGAGCGUGUCUUCAAGGAAAGGUCUUUUGGAGAUGCCAAGCAAGACCGGUUCUACAUCAUGAAGUUUCACUUGGACCUCACAGCCUUGUUCACCGCUGCACUUUUGUGGUCCCUGCCAUUGAACCGAUUGGUGGUGGUUAGAGACUUCAUGCUUAGAUGGGAAAGAAGCGAGGAUUGGUUUGGCAACUGGGGAACGUCGCAGUGCCUCAUGGUCUUGGUGAUGGUAGCUCACGGCUGGGCUGCAGGUCUCAUCACUCGAGAAUUUUCCACCGUGAUUCGCUCCAUCGUGCAGACACUGGCUUUGCUCAGCUCCUGGUUGAUAGGUGACCCUUUGCAAGACAAUCGGCUCAAUUUCUUGCAGCGCUGCGUACCAUCUUGGCUGCUCUAUUUGAUCGUCAUCAUGGCAGCACUAAUUUUUCAGACCGGCCGAGUAAAUCUCAAGGUCAUCCGAAAGGCCUGUGAUCUAAGUACGGAGGCCGAAACGCUGACAGAACGAGGGUGA